Messenger RNA from Hypoxylon trugodes, 4085 nucleotides. RefSeq lists its product as uncharacterized. The record is from RefSeq and is a predicted model, not a curated record. Lineage: Eukaryota; Fungi; Ascomycota; Sordariomycetes; Xylariales; Hypoxylaceae. The transcript is spliced from 2 exons. Bases 238 to 3453 code for a protein of 1071 amino acids.
ACACUACCUUGAUCGCACAACUCAUUCAUCGCGCAUCAUCGAUAUUGAUUUAUUCAUAUCGAAACACGAUUAUUUUUAUCCUUGCGAUAAACAUCAGUUGAGGAUAAUACCUGUGCCGCCUAUGGUUCGCGAAGAAGUUUGAUUUAUGGUAUAUGGUCUAGCUAGAGUGAGCGUGAAACCAAUCCACCGUUACUCUCAUCGGCUCUCGCGCCAAGGUUAUCAAAAUACUGGUUCAGGAUGCCGCCCAAAAACGAUAAGAACAACGACAAGAAUAAAACUAACAAAUCUCCCCGUGAGCCGCCAGCGUCAGAUCUACCUGGCCUACUUCCUCGGCAUGAUGGGUCGUAUGGCGUCAAUUCUCUCAUAAAUAUUGACUCUGUUGGGAGUAAAAAUAAAAAGAACAAAACCGGUCUCAUUCGCGAGGACGACGAAGAUAGACGUUUCACUAGAAAAGUACUGGGUAAAGAUGGCAAGCGUUUCGGCAUGGAAAAGGACUUAAAAAAGGUCGUCAAAGAAACUGUUAUUGAGGCCGGAAAGGGAGAUAAAUCACAGCCAGAGGAUCCCAAGAAUAAGGAUCCACCAUCUGAGAAGCCGAAGGACUUCGGAAGUGAUUCUAGCCGGAGUAGCGACCCAUCCAUAAAGUCAUCAAAUGACUCUUCGGACAAUUCAUCAGUAGACGACGAAUCUGAGGAUGAGUCUGACGAGAAAAAGGAAGGCGAACCAAACAACCAGCAAUACCUGGCUGGUAGUUUGAAUGAUCUUUGGGAGUCUGCGUACGGGGAAGGGCCGGUUCAUGAACCAACGCUUUCUAAACUGGGUCGGUUUUUCACAGGUGGUCCCACAUGGCAGAGGCAACCAAAGCCGGUCCACAAGCCAGUUCAGCAUAGAUCCCCCAACCCUGAAUCACUCAUCCAUGACCGGCUCGCUUCGGUACCGCCAACCUCUACCCCAAAGUCUUUCUUUGGAUCUCUAAGUGGGUAUGGUUCCCUUCUAGAAUCGGCAGCUCGUCCCGAUUCCAGGAGAAGUUACAUCGAAGAGGGCAACAUAUAUGGUGGUUCCGGCGUCCAUACUCCUGUGCCCACGAUUGGCAAGCUUCCCAAAGCCGGUAAUCGUGGGGGUGCUAGCACUGGAAACGCUCGCGGAGGUAGGCAGGGUGAUAAGGGGAAGUCCAUAAUUGGCCAAGGAACCGAUGGCGAUGAGACCGCUGACACUAGCUUAACGCCAAGUCAAUUGCAAAAAAUGAAUAACCUCAUCGACGGCAUGAUAACAUCAGAACGACCGAGCAUAACAGAAGAGAUACCGCCUGAAACGGUUGCGGAUCUUAAAAAACUCACGCCGGCUCAGAUCCAAGCGCUUAGGUUUACGGCUGGAGAUAUGAUUAAUGACCCAACUAGGGCAAGCCAGACUAGGGAAAUACUCGACGAACUUCCUCAACAAGCUCAACAACCCCCCAAAACAUCGGUUAUUACAUUAUUUGAUUCCGGCAAUGAGAGCUCGGAUGAUGAUAUUCCUAAGAAACAUCCACUUAUCGGCACGAUACUCACUGAAAAGAGGGCCAAUGAGAAGAGCAGUAAAGCCAAAGUCCCUAGCUCAAAGCCCGGUGCGAAAUGGCCACCGAGCGGUGUCGCACCCGUAGGUCCCAAACCAUCUGGUGGAGCCAAGACGAAAAUCCUUAUCGAUGAGUCUACCGAUGACUCCGUUGGAGAUGCUGUGAAGAGUGCGACUAAAAUUCCGCCGAGAAGACCGGGUAGUAGUGAGCAUAAGGCCACUCUCCCUGUAAGUGCGAAAAGCGUAUCUCAAAACUAUCCCGACGAUUACUCUAGUAGUGACACAUCCGAUACCAAAUCUUCACCCUUCAGUCGACAAAGACAUCAUGUCCGGCCUCUUUGGGGCGCCGGGAACCAGAGAGUUUGGCAAAGUACUUGUUUUGUAUUCCUCGGAUUACUGACUGCAAGCUGGGUACUUUUGAGUGUCAUUUACGGUGGCUCUGUUGAUUCACCAGUAAGGACCAGACCAGCCGCCGGUUCGGGGUGGUUCAAUUUGGGCAGCCUAGGACAAGGCCUCCGUCAGAUCAUCCCAACGGGUAUUGGCAAUCCUAUACCGCAAAUUACGUGGGGUAGUGGGAAGUCAAAGGAAUCUCCAGCAAGCCUGGUUGAGAGCAUUAUUACGGAAAUCCCCGAGCAAGUUUAUGUCGACGUCGACAAGAAAGGAAAGCCUAAGAUAUCACAGGACUUUUGGCAUGCUUUAAGGAACCUCAUCAGGGGAGACGACGCAAUUCUAACGCUAGAUAACACUGGUUCUGGAACCCAAAGCAUCUCGGAAGCGCAUUGGCGCGCUAUCAGGCAACGUUUGAGCGAGGACGGGUUCCUCCCUGGAACUACGAGUGAUGCAGGCAAGACCUCGCAGGCGGCCCAACCACAAGCGUGGGAGGCGUGGGAGGCUCAGAAUAGAGACAACCUGAAAAAAAUGAUCGGUGGUAUCGUCUUGACUAGAGACGAAUUCAAGAAAUUGUUCGACACGGAAGUCAAAAACUAUCAAAAGGAUAUUCGUAAAGAAAUCGGCAUCCAAAAUAGCAGAAUUAAAGACCUCGCCGCGGCUAUAGCUAAGCUGCAAAGUUCUGGUGGUUCAAAGCUGCAGGGGCUAACUGAAAAGGAGGUCAAGGCUAUCGGCGAUGCUGCUAUUGCGAGGGCCAUAAAAAACGCUAAGAUCGACGCAGUGGCCUCUGGCGCUAUCCGCAGCCAUGCUAAUGAUAUGUUCACCAACCAGAUCAAUUUCUUUUCAGUCGGUUCGGGUGCGGUGAUCGACCCCAAGUAUACCUCGAAUACAUGGCAUAUUCCUACGGACUCUGUCAAACAUCAUCGAUCCAGGGCGUGGUACCAACGCGACGGGUAUAAGCCACAGCCUCCCCUAGCCGGUCUGUCGGCGUGGGAAGAAGAAGGCGAGUGUUUCUGUGCAGAGCCCAGCAACCACAGUCACAGCAAGGAAUCCAACUCCAUCGCCGUCAUGUUGAGCCGCGACAUCACGCCGCAGCACCUAGUUGUCGAACACAUCCUACCCGGUUCCACGUUAGACCCCGGCGCCAUACCCAAAGAAAUCGAGGUAUGGGCCUACAUCGAGGAGGUCACUCUGCGUGAUGAGAUCCGCGCCUUUUCAUUGAGCCAAUUCCCGGAGACGUCAGCGCAAGUCGCGGGUAUAAAGGGUAAGGUGACAUUAAACGAGGGUUUCAUCAAGAUCGGCCACUUCACGUACCAGAGGCUCGACCACGGCGACGGUAUCCAGAUCUUCAAGCUUAGCGAUGAGAUCGCGCGCAUGCACGCUACUACGGAUCAUAUAGUUGUCAGGGCUAUUAGCAACUACGGUGCUGACCACACUUGCUUCUACCGACUUAGAAUAUACGGUGACGUCGUGGAUGUCUCUAGGCCGUGGGAGGAGUGGGGGUUUAAGGACGAGUAGGUUGGUGAGGGGGAAUGAGGUGGGUGGGGGAGUGGUGGUAUAGCGUUGUAUAAAUAACGCAGAAGGGAUGAGAACAGACACGUAUAGAGGUGGCAAACACAUGCCACGGAAGGAGAAGAAAUGAAAUUUUGUCAUCUAGGCAGUGGUAGUAGUAAUCGGAAGCAGACGGACUACCUACCUAGCACACAAGCAAACAACAAACACAUAAACAAACAAGCAAGCAAGUAGGACUUAGGACUUCAUCACAUUUUUUUUGUUAGUAUCGAUUCCCAGGAACUAUGGCGGAUCGGAGUCGAAGGGACAUGAUUCGCUUUGCUGGAUGGACGGAGAUAUGGAUGAUACCUACGAAAUGAAGAAAGACAAGGAAGUCUCUUGGCUGGCUGUACACUUUUAUAUUUUUAAGCCUUAGGACUGACUGACUCAAUUAUAACGCAUUUUGAUCCUUACGGUUGGAAGUGAGAUGAUAGGUGAUUUCCUUUGUUUGUCUGUAGACAUUGGUGGAGAAAUAGACUAGAUAUCUAGUGAGAUAUAUAUAUAUAUAAUAGCAUAACUAUUACUUUCAGUUCCAGACAUUGUAAAUCAUAAAUCAUGUAUGUAGACCAAAUGUUUUAGAUAAUCUAUCUAAUUAAGGU